Molecule: messenger RNA, 7395 nt
Organism: Talaromyces proteolyticus
Lineage: Eukaryota; Fungi; Ascomycota; Eurotiomycetes; Eurotiales; Trichocomaceae
Product: putative alpha-1,3-glucan synthase
Exons: 15
Coding region: 1-7167 (2388 amino acids)
Biological process (GO): fungal-type cell wall (1->3)-alpha-glucan biosynthetic process
Cellular component (GO): fungal-type cell wall
Molecular function (GO): alpha-1,3-glucan synthase activity
Source: RefSeq, a predicted model, not a curated record
AUGAAACGGUCCAGUCAACUACUCAAAUGGACUUGGUUAUUCUAUGGGCUUCAUUUGAAUACCGCUUUACCAUAUACCCCAAGCCAGAUUCUCUUCAACCUAAACGAAAAUCAGACAGCUACUAGUCCCCUCGACUACUGGGGGCAAUGGCGAGAUCACGAAUUUCAACCCUCUCCGGAUAAUUGGCGUAUGCCUUUUUACACUGUUUUUCUCGACAGAUUUGUAAAUGGAGAUCCUUCAAAUGAUGAUGCAAAUGGGACGCAAUGGGAACACGACAUUCUGUCAAACCAGUUCAGAAAUGGGGGCGAUGUCCUAGGCCUGGUUGAUAGUUUUGAUUAUUUACAAGGAAUGGGUAUAAAAGCUUUGUAUUUGGCAGGUAUGCCGCAUAUAAACCAGCCCUGGGCUGCUGAUGGUUACUCUCCUCUUGAUCUUACAUUGCUGGACCAUCAUUUUGGAACGAUAAACGACUGGCGGACAAUGAUCUCCGAAGCACAUAGAAGGGGGAUUUAUGUAAUACUUGAAAAUACAAUCAUGGGGGAUCUUAUAGGCUUUGAGGGAUUUGAGAACACCUCCGCGCCGCUUAACCCUUGGGAAUAUAACUACAUAUGGAAAACAUCCCGUCGUUAUCACGAUUUUCAGCCUAGCAACGAAUGGCUUGAGGAGUGUGAAUGGGAGUACCCUCGGUUCUGGGACGAUUACGGCCGUGGCUUAAUUGAAACUACCUUAGUCAAGGGAUGUCGCAACAGUGAAUUCGAUCAGUAUGGCGAAGUGGCAUCAUUUGGGAACUAUGACGAAUGGGAACGACAGAUUACGAAAUUCGCUUAUGUACAGGAUCGUCUUCGAGAAUGGAGACCAGACGUUUUACAGAAGCUGAAGCUUUUUUCAUGUAUUACAAUAGCAAUGCUAGACAUAGACGGUUUUCGCAUCGACAAGGCUAUCCAGGUGACGCUUGAUGCACAAGCAGAUUGGUCAGACUCAAUUCGUCAAUGUGCACGGCGUUUCAACAAGACCAAUUUCUACAUCCCGGGAGAAAUUGUAUCAGGAAAUUCUUUUGGUGCUCUUUACGUCGGUCGCGGUCAACAAAUAAAUCAAACCAACAACAACAUGACGGAGGUUGUGGCCAUAACCAACUCGUCAGCCCCUGAUCUCCACAUAAGAUCAGCGGAGAAAGUCGCUCUGGACUCUGCUGCUUUUCACUAUUCGUUAUACAGGUCACUUACUCGAUUUCUCGGAAUGGAUGGUACUUUUGAGGCUGAGGGAGAUCCGCCUACAAAUUUCGUAGAUUUAUGGAAUGGCUUAGUGCAAACAAAUGACAUGGUCAACACGAAUAUACGCAAAUUUGACCCUAGACACCUUUAUGGGGUGUCAAAUCAAGAUGUUUUUCGUUGGCCGUCAAUACAGAACGGGACCGAAAAAGAAGUUCUCGGUCUUUAUAUUGUCUCGUUACUAAUGCCGGGGUCGCCAAUUCUUUUCUGGGGAGAGGAACAAGCGUUUUAUGUCCUAGACAACACUAACGCAAACUAUGGUAAGCUCUAUACUCAUUUACUCAAACUCAAGGCUCAUCUGCUUAAAGUGUUUGGACGACCCCCCAUGACAUCUUCUCUAGCGUGGCAGCUACAUGGCUGCUACAAAGUGGGUUCAGUGAGGUAUAACAACUUUCCAAUCGACAGUGCCUUGUAUGGUUGUAUGGAUGAUAAUGUCAGCCUUGAUCACCGAGACCCCACUGCCCCGAUUCGGGGCAUAUUAAAAGGAAUGUUUGAGAUGCGUCAAAAUUACCCUGUUCUCAACGAUGGAUACUACUUGCAGCAACUUUCGAAUAUGACAUACAAUAUUUACUUACCUGGAAGUAAUGGAACCUGCACUGAAACAGGACUUUGGAGUGUUCUACGCUCACGGUUCGAGGACACGCAGGACUUUACAGGAAUAAGGCAAGGUAAUCAAAGUAUUUGGCUGGUUUAUCAAAAUGAUAACCGUACGAUCAACUAUAAAUUCAACUGCUCUGACCACCAUCGGGCAUUGGUGUCCCCCUUUGACGAAGGAACCACAGUGAAAAACCUCUUUCCCCCAUUCGAAGAAUAUACACUGGGAUCAAGUACUCAUAAGCUAGGGCUUGAAGGUUCGGAUAAGCUCAAUGGCUGCCUGAAUAAUCUGACUCUUCCAGCAUGGGGAUUCAAGGCAUUCGUUCCAAAGGAAGCCUUCAUUGCACCCUCUUCGUACAUAACUAAAUUCAGUCCAGGCCACGACGCUCGUAUUCUUUCAACAGUGAAAACGGGUGAAACGAUAUCCAUCAGCUUUCAGUUCUCCGAGGAGAUGGAUUGUAAUAGCAUUACUGAUGGACUUUGGAUUUCUUCGACUACUUUGUACAACCAAUCUGCCCAGCUUGAUAAGGGUUCAGUUUCAUGCCGCCCAGUUCUAGAAGACCAGAUGUUAUCUUGGCAAGGAGCUUUCACCGGAAUGUUUAAUUAUACUAUUGAACUGACAAAUGUCUUUCAUGGUGUUCAUGAAGUGGUCCUAAAAAAUGUCACAAAUAAAGGCAGAAAUCGCACCACCAAUGCUGUGGAUCAUUUUCUCUUUCGAAUAGGCUCUGCAGACAAUCCGGUGGUGUGGCCCAGCAAAGCCAAUUAUAGCAGAACUCUCUUGUAUGCAGACUCCUCGGACGAUGGGACCUUAUGGGUGUCCCAUAAAGCUCCUGGGGCUGACAAAUGGCGCUAUACGUUGGACUUCGGUUCAUCCUUCAGCCCAUGGAUGCCCUACACAGGUCUCAAUGUCUCUAUUCCUCCUAAAAAUUGGUCCAGGGCCGCAUUACAAGAAUGGGAUGGGGAGCAUAUUAUGGUACAAUAUUGGAAUAGGCUUACCGGGAGUAGCAGUCAUUACCAACAUGGUGAUCUCAAUUGGAAUGACAAGCCACCACGAAGAUUUCCCAAUUUCUGGUUGCAAGGGGAAUUUAAUCAAUUUGGCUAUGAUUCGGGAUAUCGAAACAAAAUGCACCUUAGCAACCUCAGCGGACAAUGGGAGUUCAAUUUUAUGGCUGAAUGGCCAACUCGUGUGGCAUUGAAUGCAUGGGGCAUGAACGAUGAUGGACAACCUGACAAUGCCCAAAUUUACGGUGAUAUAGAUGGUGAUAUGAUUCUCGAUCGUAUACCGCCUAUUUCAUUGUUGAGUAAUUUCAUUAAUGUCACUGAUCCUCCUCCGUGGCCAUACCUAUCAUGGAAAUUGUCUCUAGAUGACGGUAACAUACGAUAUUGGACCACACCCCAGGGCUCACAGAAAGUUCAACUGGCAAUAUAUUUUUGUUUUGCCUUUGUUCCACUCCUGUCAAGUGCCACAGCAGUUUGGGUGUAUCUGAAAGCUUUCUAUCAGGUCAAAUUUAAUGACACCGGUGUCAAGCAACAGAAACAUCGACCAGAGGAUGGUCUCGUGAGGAAAAGUCUAACGAACAUUCAGUCAAUGGAAAUAAAAAGUAUCGGUGCAGACUGGGUGGAAAAACUGAUCGGUCCAUUCUCUCAGACGUCUACGCUUGCUAAUUCCGCACAUGACCAAGCUCUAAAUGCAGACGCCGGCGACUUGCGCAGAACUGUUCUUUUUGCCACUAUGGAAUAUGAAAUCGAGGAUUGGGGAAUAAAAGUAAAAAUAGGUGGACUCGGAGUAAUGGCUCAGUUGAUGAGCAGAAAUCUUGGCCAUCUAAAUCUAAUAUGGGUGGUUCCGUGUGUUGGUGGAAUCGAGUAUCCUAUUGACCGAAUGGCAGAACCCAUGAGUAUCACAGUCAUGGGAAAGACUUUUCAAGUCCAGGUUCAAUAUCAUACUAUUCGAAACAUAACAUAUGUCCUUCUGGAUGCGCCGGUUUUUAGGGCUCAGUCCAAGUCCGAACCAUAUCCCGCUCGCAUGGACGAUCUCAAUUCCGCUAUAUGUUAUUCUGCGUGGAAUUCGUGCAUCGCUGAAACACUUAAACGGUUUCCAGUCGAUAUUUAUCACAUUAAUGACUACCAUGGUGCAGCUGCACAGCUUCAUUUGCUCCCUGAAACGAUUCCUUGCUGCCUAUCCCUUCACAACGCGGAAUUCCAAGGCCUUUGGCCUAUGAGGACUGACAAAGAGUGUCAAGAAGUUGGCCAAAUUUUCAAUUUGCAUCCGUCUAUUAUUAAACGGUACGUGCAAUUUGGUGAUGUCUUUAACUUGUUGCAUGCUGGAGCAGCUUACUUGCAUAUUCAUCAAAAUGGAUUUGGGGCUGUGGGCGUAUCGAGGAAGUAUGGCAAACGAUCAUGGGCAAGGUAUCCCAUUUUCUGGGGUCUAAAAGAAGUGGGAUCCCUACCUAACCCUGAUCCCUCUGAUACUGCGGAAUGGAAACGAGGAGGAGAAAUCGAACGAGCCGAAGUCAACCCUGAAUUUGAAGCAGCUCGUGCGGGUCUAAAACAGAAAACCCAAGCGUGGGCUGGACUCGAGCAAAUAUCAGAUGCUGAACUUUUCGUUUUUGUUGGCAGAUGGUCGAUGCAGAAGGGUAUUGACUUGAUCGCGGAUAUUUUUCCUUGUAUCUUGGAAAAUUACCCCAAAACGCAACUCAUCUGUGUUGGACCUGUCAUUGACCUCUACGGUCGGUUCGCAGCCAUCAAAUUAAACAGGAUUAUGCAGAUGUUUCCCAAAAGAGUCUUCUCAAAACCGGAAUUCACGGUUCUGCCUCCGUAUGUCUUUAGCGGCACCGAAUUUGCGUUAAUACCUUCACGCGAUGAGCCCUUCGGACUCGUGGCCGUUGAAUUUGGAAGAAAGGGGGCUUUGGGGGUUGGCUCACGGGUCGGAGGCUUAGGACAGAUGCCUGGCUGGUGGUACACCAUUGAAUCAAUGACAACCAAGCAUCUAAUCCACCAAUUUAAACAAGCUAUUCAGGAAGCACUCAAUUCAAAACCUGCAGUUCGAGCUAUCAUGCGUUCUCGAUCUGGAAAGCAGCGUUUUCCUGUGGCGCAAUGGGUCGAGGAGCUUGAAAUCUUACAAUCAGAAACAAUUGAAAAGCAUCAUAAAUAUGCCAAAUUCCAAAAGCUUGAUCGGCAGUCACUUAUUCGAAACAGUCUUUCCCGAAGUCUCAGUAAACGACUAGCAAGCGAGGCUUCGACCGACAACGACGAAUCAAGAGAAGGCCUGAAGCAGACCGAUGCUCGCGCAGAGCCUGGGAGACAACGACCAACCUACCAUAGGAGAAAGCUCUCCCAGUCGCUCAGUUUCCUUGGUAAUACUGCACCUCAAUAUUCAUUGGAUGAAGAGGACGCAUACUGCCCUACCGAUGAACAUUCACAAUCAAGUGACCAGCCGUCUGAAUCUCGAAGAAACGGGGUAUUAUCUAUUCGGGACGGCUCAACGUGCAGUUCCGAAGUGAACUCCCAUAACCCCUCAGGGGUAACCACACCAAUCCCUGCAGUAUCCGAACAUACCAUAAGCCAGCCAACUCUAAAUGACCAACUUGAAAAUUCAUCAAGCCAAGAUCUACUGAGUAUAGACAACGUCAUCAGGGAAAAGACCAGUUUUAACCUGCAAAGCGUGAAUCCGUUUUUCACAGAUUCGACCCAAGUCUAUGCCAAAAAGUUCCAGAGAAAGCUGAAUCAUCUCGAUGGCAAGAAUUCUGAGGAUCAACUAUGCAUCGAAGAAUACCUGUCUAAAAGUGAAAAAGAGUGGUUCAAUCGUUAUCGUGACAUCAAGCUAGGUCGAAGCUCGUCAAGUCACGGAACUCCAACGUCAUCAAUUUUCAAAGUAAGAGUGCAAUCUACUGCAGACAGUGACUGCACUUCUCCAACUGCCCCUGCAAGCUCAGAGGAAGAAAAAAAUUGGGCGGAUUUCGAACUUCCCCGAAAUUAUGUUCCCCCUUCUGGUCUAAGAAGACUCUUACUAUACCGAAUCGGUGACUGGUCAUUGUACACAAUGUUACUUGCCUUCGGUCAAAUUAUCGCCGCUAAUUCCUACCAAGUGACAUUAUUAAACGGUGAAAUCGGAGAGCCUGCCGAUAAACUUUAUAUUAUUGCCAGCAUUUAUCUCGCUUCAUCAAUUGUGUGGUGGAUAUUGUUUCGCUGGUUGAAGUCCAUAUUUGUACUAUCGUUACCUUUCCUGCUAUAUGGAUCAGCGUUUGGUUUCAUUGGCUUCUCUCCCCUUGUCUCUAAUUCAUUAGGGCGUUGGUGGAUGCAAAAUGUUGCUACCGGGCUUUAUGCUGCUGCAUCUUCUAGCGGGUCGAUUUUUUUUGCCCUCAACUUUGGUGACGAAGGAAACUCCCCUGUAAAAUCCUGGGUAUAUCGAGCUUGUGUCAUUCAAGGGACUCAGCAAAUAUAUGUCACCUUCUUAUGGUACUGGGGAAGUAGGCUCGCUGCUCAUUCCCAAGCAGGGUCUGCUCAGAUUAGUUUAGCAGACUCAAACCCAAAGCUUCUUAUUGGAACUGGUAUAGGUAUUGCAGUAUUCAUGUGGACACUUGGUACCUUCCUUUUUCUGGGUUUGCCGGACUACUAUAGACAAGCUCCUGGCAAGGUGCCGUCUUUUUACAAAUCACUCCCUCGACGGAAGAUAAUUUUGUGGUUUUUCUAUGCAGUGUUCGUCCAAAACUACUGGUUAUCUGCUCCUUACGGUCGGAAUUGGCUAUAUCUGUGGUCUAGCAAGCAUGCACACACAUGGGAGAUCAUCGUCUUGGUGCUGUUCUUCUUCAUUGGUAUUUGGGCAGCUAUCCUGUGGGUAUUUAGUGUCUUAUCAAAGCGGCACGUUUGGUUUGUGCCUAUUUUUGCGAUAGGGCUAGGUGCACCCAGAUGGUGCCAGUUACUUUGGUCCACAUCAAAUAUCGGGGCCUAUGUACCCUGGGCAGGUAGUCCUCUUGCCAGCACACUUCUUGGACGAGGUCUGUGGCUAUGGCUAGGAGUUCUUGAUGCUCUACAAGGUGUUGGUUUUGGCAUGAUUCUUCUUAACACCCUAACUCGAUUCCAUAUUGCAUUCACGUUAAUUGCAGCACAAGUCAUUGGCUCAGUCGGCACUAUUCUUGCACGCGCCAGUGCUCCAGAUAAGCUGGGUCCCGGUGAUGUCUUCCCUGAUUUCUCAGAGGGAGUUCAUAUCGCACUCUCGAAACGGGACUUCUGGCUCUGUCUAUUAUUCAUAUUAUCUAUAAAUGUGCUCUGCUUCUCAUUUUUCCGCAAGGAACAGUUACAGAAACCUUGACCACAAGGAAGCUAUGAGCGUCCAUGUCACAUUUUGCAUGCACCGCCAUCUUCAAUGUUGGUGGUAUACAUACUCAUUAAUUGAUCUUCACGGGAUCUCUGUUUCUAAACAGACCAGCUCUGGAUAUACACACCAUCAUGUAUAGCCAGGAUGCCAAGUGCUGUUUUAUAUAUCUUCAGCCUAUAUUUUUAAAAGUGUUUUUUAUAGACCGCAUACAUAUACUUUUCG